UCCAGCGGGUGUCAGCGGGGAGUCAUGAAGAGGAGUGGCACACCAGUGUGGGACAGAAGGAGCUACAGGCCCCCUCCCACAUUAAAGAGGAGCAGCUUCAUGAUGAAGAUGAAGCUCAGUCCUUACAGCUUCAUCACAGUCAAAGUGAGGAGAACAGAGGGGCGGAGCUUGUAAGUCAACACAUCACAGAAGCUGAUGGAGAGCAUUGUGAAGAUAUCAAGUCAGAACCAGACAGCAUCUUUGCUCCACUGUCAGACAUGGACCACAUGAUGUCACACUCUUCUGAUCACAGUGACCACAUUCAAAAACCUUUGGAGAGUAAAAAUGACUCUAAAGGUGAUACGAGACAUCACACUAACAACAAACACUUUGACUGCUCUGAAUGUGGGAAAUUAUUUAGAAAGAAGUGUAAUUUUACAGUACACAUGAGAAUACAUACUGGAGAGAAACCUUUUACUUGCUCUGUUUGUAAGAAGAGUUUCUCCAGAAAGGAAUGCAUGACCACACACAUGAGAACACACACUGGAGAGAAACCUUUUGCUUGCUCCGUUUGUAAGAAGAGUUUCUUCAGAAAGGGUGACAUGACCAUACACAUGAGAAUGCACACUGGAGAGAAACCUUUUACUUGCUCUGUUUGUAAGAAAAAUUUCUUCCAAAAGGGUAACAUGACCACACACAUGAGAACACACACUGGAGAGAAACCUUUUGCUUGCUCAGCUUGCACUAAAAGAUUCAACACUGAGAAUGACAUGAUAUUACACAUGAAAACACACACUGGAGAGAAACCUUUUACUUGCUCUGUUUGUAAGAAAAAUUUCUUCCAAAAGGGUAACAUGACCACACACAUGAGAACACACACUGGAGAGAAACCUUUUGCUUGCUCAGCUUGUGCUAAAAGAUUCAACACUAAGAAUGACAUGACAUUACACAUGAGAACACACACAGGUGAGAAACCUUUUACUUGCUCUGUUUGUAAGAAGAGUUUCUCCACAAAGCAUCACAUGACCAGACACAUGAGAACACACACUGAAGAUAAACCUUUUGCUUGCUCAGUUUGUGCUUAAAGAUUCAACACCAAGAAUGACAUGACAUUACACAUGAGAACACACACAGGUGAGAAACCUUUUACUUGCCCUUUUUGUGAGAAGAGUUUCUCGAUAAAGGAACGCCUGACCACACACAUGAGAACACCCACUGGUGAGAAACCGUUUAGUUGCACUGUGUAUGAUAAGAUGUUCAGGUUUAAGAAGCAGUUGAGUAAACACAAGUGUGUAACAGUCAUGGAAGCUGCAGGGAUGUAAAAACACUUAAACAGUGAUUGUGCUAAAUGUAGUUUAAAAACACAGCAUGUUUAAUAAGAAUGUAUAUUUUAUGUUGUAUGUAGUGCUUCUCAUCUUCUAGUCUUAUAUGUUGUCCUGUACUUACUUUUUAA
Nerophis lumbriciformis (worm pipefish) is the source of this 1432-nucleotide messenger RNA. NCBI's taxonomy places the organism in Eukaryota, Metazoa, Chordata, Actinopteri, Syngnathiformes, Syngnathidae. The record is from RefSeq and is a predicted model, not a curated record.